This is a messenger RNA of Amoebophrya sp. A120, 1723 nucleotides long. The record is from the annotation of a GenBank genome assembly. NCBI's taxonomy places the organism in Eukaryota, Dinophyceae, Syndiniales, Amoebophryaceae.
AACCGGCGGGGCGGCGCCGGUUCCGGGCACCACAAGAAUGGGUCUUACGAUAUCGAAAGGAAAAAUCCCCCUCCCCAUAUCGAAAACGAAAUUCGUGAUGCUGUAUUUGAGGUCACAAAUCGACUUGUCAUGCUAGAAGGCCAAGAGCCGCAGUCGUGGCCUCGUUUGCAGGCAAUUUGUCAUGCUGUUUCCCGCUCUCAGCUGCCUCCUAUCAUGCUGAAGAUGCAAGGCUUGACCACGGCACCCAGCACUACAGUCCGCAUCUUUUCCCAUGUAGCAUGACAAAGCUGAUUUGUGACAACAAAUCUGCAUCACAGAUUUCCGUUUUGAUAUGGGGAGGGGGGAUUUUUCCUUUUGAUAUACGAGCAGCAGUGGCACCAGCGGCAGAUGGAACGGAAGCAACAAAUGUAUGGAUUGCAAAGAUGUCUGGGUCUGGAAGGUUGGAACUUGUCAUGCUAAAUCUGAAUCAUGCAAAAAUCUGUGUUGCAUGAUUUGCAAAUGCUGUCCACUUUUGAUCAAGUUGAGAGGCACUCUCUCAUGCAGGAUAGGCAUGAUAGUGAUCUCACGGAAUCUGUCAUGCUAGGUCCUCCAUUACAGAUUAUAUGGGUCAUGGAAAACCUGCAUGACAAGUCUAGCAAAGUUCCAGACUCAGACAUUUUUACACUUGAUAAAAUGUACAAUUCUACAACUUCUAGCCACCACCAGUCCAGCCCCUCCAGUGUGAGCAACAGCAAUAAACACGGCGGGAGUGGCAAGAACUGGAGCAAGCGUCAGGAGCAGCAGUACCACCAGCACCAAAACGCGGCCUACCAGCAGGUACAGCAGCAGGCGUUGGCUGCCGCAGCAGCGGCGGCCUACCAGGCGGGCAUGCAGCAACAGCAGAUGAUGAAUACUGCGGCGGCGGCCCAGGCCGCGGCGGCCAGCUAUAACCCUAUGGCAGGAAUUACCGCAAUGGGAAAUAACCCCUACGGUCCGGCGGGGUUGGCCGCGGGAGGGCAUCAUCCGCAGUUCGGUCCUGUGGGAACAGCAGCGUACCACCCGGCGUACACGACACCUGCAGGUGCUGCAGGUGCGGCAGGCCACUAUGUUAAUCCAGCAGCCGCCAGUCCGGUCUACCCCGCGCUGCCACCGACGUUUCCGCCGCCCGCAUUGGACUACAGUGCUGGGGUGCAGCAUGACAUGACGCCGCCGGCCACACCUGCGGCGCUGAAAAACAAAACCGCGGGGGCCGCUGCUGUUGCAACUGGCGGUCCACCGGGACUGUAAGUUCUAUCGAUUGUCGGAGAUGGAAGAUCAACGGAGAUUUGUUGACAAUAUUCGAGCUUUCUCGGACAGUAGGGAGUUUUGCUCAUGACCUUUGAUAGCAAUACCAAAAGAAAAAUCGGAUCUUUGCCGAUUUUUCGGGGGAAGGUGGAUACAAGAAGACGGAACUGCUUACUUUCAAAGCAAUAAUAGCGAGCUUUAAAUAACGAUAAUGGAUUUACUGGAAAUAAAAAUCGAGGUCAAUUUGACCUUAUCGCGGUAGAUGUUGAAGCGAUGAAUUAUCAGAUUUGCUGAUCGCCCACGAGAGCAGCGCGCUUUUUUUUACAUUUGACUCUAGUAUCUAUCUAAGCAGAUCCAUGCCAUGCAAACCUUGGACAUCACCUCCUCCACGCGAAGGAAAAACAAAACUAUGCGAAGAACUGGAACUGCUUUUUAUCCCUACAAAAUGAUACGCCAAUUC